CUUCUUCACACGCUUAAUGAAAGGGAGACCUCACUAUCGCUUCAUCCGCCUCUCCAUAUGGCUCUCCCGUGUAUCAUGUUGAUGAAAUACUGAGCAAGAUCAAGGCGCCUCUCUAGCCUCUCUCUCGUCCUUUUCAAUUGACCCGAUUCUCUCGUUUGCUUCUUCCAUCGAGCCAUGGUGGCCUCACGAAAUGGGUCGCUGGCGGCCUCCAUCCUGCUCACUGCGGCAAACGUUUUAAUCCCUUUGUCUAUUCUCGUGUUCGCCACUGGUUUCUUCCCGUAUAAGCCCUUUCUUCCUGGGUUGGCGGAAUUUGAGGCUCUCGAAUAUGGCCCCCCGCCCCAAGCUCCCUUUGAUAGACUCGUAUUCAUGGUAGUUGAUGCGUUGCGGAGCGAUUUUGUAUUUUCCGAAGCCUCUGAAUUCGAGUACACGCAGAGCCUUAUUCGCGAUGGAAGUGCCAUCCCCUUCACUGCUAAUGCCCGGUCUCCCACCGUGACGAUGCCCAGAAUCAAGGCCAUAACUACAGGGUCUAUUCCUUCGUUUGUGGAUCUGAUUCUCAACAUCAACGAGGCAGAUACCUCGUCAACGCUGGCUGCCCAGGAUACGUGGCUCUCUCAGCUCAAGGCAAAAGACACAGGCAAGCUGGUCAUGUACGGCGAUGAUACGUGGCUCAAACUCUUCCCCGAGACUUUUGAUCGCCAUGAUGGCACUUCAAGCUUCUUUGUUGCCGACUUUACAGAAGUCGACAAUAAUGUCACAAGGCAUAUCAACGAUGAGCUUCAAAAAGACGACUGGAGCCUGAUGGUGCUUCAUUAUCUUGGCCUCGAUCACAUUGGCCAUAAAUCAGGACCUCGCAGCAGUCACAUGCCAGCCAAGCAGCGUGAGAUGGAUGGCAUCGUCCACCAACUGUUUGAUGCUCUAGAAACGCAGAGCCAUCUUCAGUCAACACUAAUUGUUCUCUGUGGUGACCACGGCAUGAACGACGCAGGAAACCACGGCGCAUCAUCUCCCGGAGAAACGUCACCCGCUCUAGUAUUCAUGUCACCAAAGCUAAAGGAGAUUUCGUCCAAAUAUCCAGCCCCUGCGCAUGCCAAGAACGAGUUUGAUUACUAUUCCACGGUAGAGCAGUCCGAUAUCUCGCCCACGCUCGCUGCGCUUAUGAGGUUUCCCAUUUCGAAGAAUAAUCUUGGAGCCUUCAUCCCAGAGUUCUUACCCUUUUGGCCGAGUUCCAGCGACAAGGUGCAGAUUCUCAUUCGCAACGCCAGACAGAUUCUCAACAUUGUCACGGCGGCGUUUGGAGGCGAACUUUUUGACAACCAGUCGUCUGUCGACCCAUGCGUUUCAAAAUCUGCAUCGGAUAUCAGCGAACUAGCCUGUGAAUGGCGCAAAAUAAACUUGGAAGCAUCUUCCCAAGCCAAUGCCAAUGAGGUCGACAAAGAAUGGCUUGCGGCUACGUCUACCUGGAUUCGUAAAGCCCAAGAUCUCAUGAGCAGCAUGGCGUCAAACUACGACAUGUCAAGGCUAUCGCUUGGUCAGGGAAUUUCAGUCGCUGCUGUGAUUGCCAGCGUGGCCAGCUUGACACUGCAAGGCUUUUGGAAGUCGGGCUUUCUUCUUCCGCUGUUUUUGCUCGCAACGUCUUAUGGCCCCAUGAUGUUUGCUAGUAGUUAUGUAGAGGAAGAGCACCAUUUCUGGUAUUGGACUUCUACCAUAUGGCUGGCUUACCUCGGUGCCAGAGAAGUUCACAGGUCGUCACGUAUCUCUUCAGCAUUAAGUCAUAUAACCGCCCUAGGCGCUCUAAGACUCAUAAGAAGCUGGAACCAAACUGGCCAGAAAUUUGCCGGCGAGCCAGACACCGUCAAAACCUUUCUCAUUCCCAACCCUGAGCUGCUGUGGGUUUUCAUCACUCUGGCGUACGUCGUGGUGACCCUACAGACUCUCCAAAGCCUGUCUUUGGCUGGCCUGCCUUUUCUCUUGACCACUUUCUUGGUGCCACUCUUAUUUUCGGCAACUCUUGCCUUCAAACUGGCCUUCACUGCGGAAGAUGCCCCUGAGUUGGUUGUGGGAUUUGCACGCACUCUCUUGGAUAUCCUCCAGGGCCCAUCCCUCAUCUUUAGAGCGAGGAUCAUCUUUGGAUUACUCACGGCUUUGUUUGGCUUUGCCGUCUAUCGAGCAAAGGUCGGAGGACCUCAAGUAACUCAAUCAGCCGCACAACUCACCCACCACCUCUGCACCCUCCUCGCAAUGACCCAAACCCGCGCCACAAACAUCCCCCUCUUCCUCCUCUCCACCAUCAUUCUCCAAACCCUCCAAUCAGCCAACCUCUCCAUCGCCGAAAUCACCACCUCCUCCAUCCUCCUCCAAUACGUAACCUUCUUCGCCUUUGGCGGCUCCAACGCAAUCUCCUCCGUCGACCUCUCCAGCGCCUACAACGGCAUCAGCGGCUUCAACGUCAUCGCCGUUGGCUUCCUCACCCUCGUCGGCAACUGGGCCGGCCCCAUAUUCUGGACUUCGGCCACGAACUUGCUUCUCCUGCGGGAAUAUAGACAGCGCGGACGAGCGGAUGCGUUUCGCUACCAUCUCAUUCUGUUGACUGUCUUUGUGUCGAUGAGCGUGGCGUUUGUCAUUGCGGCGUGUACGGCGCUGAGAACACAUUUAUUCAUCUGGACUGUGUUUUCGCCAAAGUACUUGUACUGCAUGGCGUGGAGCUUGGGGCAGCAUUUGUUGGUUAAUGUGGCUUUUGGCGGCCUCUUGUUCUGGAUAGGUACUUGAGCCGAAGCAGGGGAGAAAAGAAAAGAUAAUUAAUCUUGUCCUUUUGC
Molecule: messenger RNA, 2813 nt
Organism: Trichoderma asperellum CBS 433.97
Lineage: Eukaryota; Fungi; Ascomycota; Sordariomycetes; Hypocreales; Hypocreaceae
Biological process (GO): GPI anchor biosynthetic process
Cellular component (GO): endoplasmic reticulum membrane
Source: RefSeq, a predicted model, not a curated record